GUUUCGAUGAUAUAAGUUCGCUAUUAUUCCGUUUUCGCUUUCAGAAGCUCGUACUUGAAACCGCAUGAAUGAGCCAUAGAUCUAGUUGGACUAUUAUUCUAACACAUCGAGAUAAGGCCUUGAUUACGUGGAAUUGGACAGUGUCGUGGAAGUGGGCUGAUACACAGAAGUCCCCUGUAGACUCAGACUUUGAACUGGAUGAGCAUGGCCUCAGACAAUAACCGCCAGAAGUUAGUUCCUUGGUUGGAGUUUAAGAUCAACAGCGGAGAAAUUGCUGGACUUGAAUGGAUUGAUAAGAAAAGUAUGAUAUUUAGGAUACCAUGGAAACACGGUGGCAAACAUGACUGGUCUAAGGAAAAUGGAGCGAUAUUUAAGGCAUGGGCUGUCCAAACAGGCAAGUUCAGAGAAGGAAUUGAUACGGAAGAUUUCCCCACGUGGAAGACUAGACUAAGAUGUGCAUUCACCAAAUCAAAGGAAAUCCAGGAAAUCAAGCAAAAGAACAACUUGGAUGAUAGUAUGGAUCCAUACAAAGUGUACCAGUUUGUGGGCAAAGUCAACGGAGGUGGAGGAAAGAGGUGUCACUCACCAGAAAUCAAACCUGGAUCUAACCAUGGCCUUCUUGGUCCAGAUCCACAGCUCAUGGAUUUCAAUCAUCAGGGUGCUCAUUACAUACCAAACAUACCACAAACUGUAGAUUGCUUGAUGAAAUCGUCAAGUCUUUCCUCCGGUAGUUCAGCCGGUGGUAUGAGUGGGCUGGGAUCUGGGAUUAGUCUAGGCUCUGGAGUUCUUAAUGGAAUAAAUGUAGGAUCUGGAGAACUUGGGCCAGACCUUCAGAAUAUACCCUCGGGCGAUCUGGUGAAACCUGUUGUUAAGCGCGCAACAGCUAGCCCUACAUUCGUCGGUCAACAAGGGUCCCCAGCAAGUGUAAUGGCUGAUGACUCAAACUUCAUGGAUGUGGAUCAGCCUUAUCCAGGCCAAGCAGAGGCAUUUCCCGUCCCCGCCUCAACCUCCACUACAGCCCAUGAGUACACAAACCCCCAGCCUAUAGUAUCCCCACAGGUACAGCCUCAGAAUAUGGAGCAGCCUAAAGACAACGAGUUCCAAGUGAGAUUGAAUUUCCGUACUAACACGCUAGCUGAGUACCGUAUCACGAAUGAGAAAGGUUGCAGACUUUUCCACGGGGAUAGUUCUUUACAACCAGCAGUGACGGAGGAUGGAAAUUGUCUCCCUCAGCAGUUAUUUGGACCACCAGGGGCAGAGCAAUUGUCAUUUCCUCCAGGGGAAGGCAUUAUCAGAGAUCGGAAACAACUAGAUUACACGAAUAAACUGUUAGCCUGUAUGGACAGGGGUCUCAUCUUAGAAUGUGACAAUUCAGGGGAUAUCUAUGCCACACGCCUUUGCAGAUGUGUUGUGUUCUUCUCCACAAUGUUUCACAACAAUGGGGAAGCAACUAAGCUGGUCCGCAAUGAACGUACCAUGAUCUUUGAGAAGACUUUGUUCAACCAACAACUGGGGAAAUUCCUGACUGAUCAAAGUGGCGGAACAGUACCAGAUACAGAAAUACGUCUUGCAUUUGGCCAGAAAUUAGCUGUUGGAGAGAAAAUGGAUAUGACCAUGAUCAUCGCAACAGUGCAGCAUUCAUAUUCACUGUAUUUGAAACAGCUCUACUUUAAUCGUGGACAAGACCCUUCAAACACUCUCGAUUGUCGUUCAUUUUACGUCUCAGAAAAUGACCACGUUGAUAAUUUUGUUGAGCUGAUUAAAGAAUCCCUAAUGGUUUAAGUCAUGAUGCUGCAGUUGCAAACUGGGCCAGGAUCCAUGGAGGCGUUUAUUUCAAAUUCAGAUGACAUGGACCAUUAUGCAGACACGAUCAAACUGUUUAAGGGAAUGAACCUGGGCAUAGAUUUUUCACAAUUUCUAAACAACCAAGUUAGCACAGAUUGUGGAGAGCCACCUAAAAAUUAAAUCAACUUUCUGGAUAAAAAAUUUAUUAUAAGAGCUAGAGAAUGAGAGAUGUCCUUUGUCAAUAAUAGAAGUAUUGACUUUGAGGAAUUUAAGGAAAUAGACAUGAGAAGGAAUGAUAUAACCCCAAAAUAUUUUGUAAAUGUUGCUAGAUCUGACAUGUCUGAUUCUGCCUUUAACAGUUUAAUAGAGGUGUGAUACUGAUAACAUGUAUAUACUGCAUACUGAGUGACCCAGAUAAUUAGAAAAGAAUGGAACUUUUCUUAAGCAAGUCUAUAUUAUGAAACACCCUAUACUUGUAACACUAAAAUAACAAAAAGAUUACCU
This is a messenger RNA of Owenia fusiformis, 2289 nucleotides long. The record is from the annotation of a GenBank genome assembly. Lineage: Eukaryota; Metazoa; Annelida; Polychaeta; Sabellida; Oweniidae.